Messenger RNA from Triticum aestivum (bread wheat), 818 nucleotides. RefSeq lists its product as uncharacterized. NCBI's taxonomy places the organism in Eukaryota, Viridiplantae, Streptophyta, Magnoliopsida, Poales, Poaceae. Bases 45 to 638 code for a protein of 197 amino acids. The record is from RefSeq and is a predicted model, not a curated record. The transcript is spliced from 2 exons.
UUGAUCUGCUUGGGGGACAGAUCGGCCUCAACAAUCAAUCAAGCAUGGAGAAAGAAUUGACCCAUGUUCACUGGGGAGAGGUUUUGUGGUUUAGCUGGCUUUCCUUCCUGAUUGGAGUCGGUGCAGGCGUGCUCCUGCUCGCCCUCAUUAACGCGUUCAGGAGUUCUUACUGGGACGUCUACUCCCUCGAGCUCACCGGCAUGGACGGCCGUGACCAGCCGGCGGAGCUCAGCGGCCUGGCGUUCAACGUGACCCUGCACGUGGAGAACAGGCGGCCGAAGUGGGUGGGCAACAGCUUCAGCCAUGGGAAGGUGGUGGUGUCCUACGCCGGCGUCGCGGUAGCGGAGGGCCGUGUGCCGGGCUUCAGCGUCAGAGCGAAGAGCGCGGCGGAGGUGGAUGCGGUGGCGCUAGGCGGCAAAGCAGGCGUGGCGGACGCCGCCGUGAGGAGGCGCGUGGAGGCCGAGUUGCGCUGGGACUCGGCGGAAUUCGACGUCGAGGCCAAGCUGUUCCGCAGCGGCGUCGGCCAACAAGGCGGCCCCGUCGUGCUGUGGUGCAAGGUUGCAUCGCGGGUGCUGCAUCAACCGUCACGGUGCAGGACCUUCACCGACUUCAUGACUAGGGCAGACGAGGAGUUUUGACUGAUUUGUACUACGUGCGUGCAGCACGAAUUCCCAGCCUAUGCGUCUAUUAUUUUCCUAUUCUUAAAAGUAUAUUUUUGUUCCCCAAGUUUCUCAAAGUAUAGACUUUUUCUUAAGAUUUUUAGGUAUAUAUUUGGUCCUUCAAGUCUCAAAACGGGAUAAGUUUGGUUCAAAACCAGA